AUGGUGUCGGGAUCAUUAAGCAACUUUUCUUCCGCAGUCAACAAAACUGCAGGGUCUGUAAAUGCAUUAUGUGAAUUGGUAGAAAAGUCUCAAGACUUUCUGAUUCGGAAUGUCCAUUCAUUGGACUUCAUGUUGGAUGACUUUGAUAUUACGAAGUUUGGAAUUUUACAUGCAGCUGUAUUACAUGCCAAAUAUCUUUCACAAUCGGUCGUUGAUAAAGACUGGUUAAUAAUCCAGACUCAAAACUUCUUCAAUCUCUGCAGUCCAGAGUCUUUACAGAAAAUUCCAUCUUAUGUCCGUGUAAUUUCACAUGAAUUUACGAGCUGCUUGAUCAAUAUGGGAAUUCCACACAAGGGAAUAAGUUGUACGGUCAAUGCUAUUCGCAAACUUCAGAAAUGUUCGGAAUACCUUACUCCACUACACUGUGACCUAUGCCAGCUUGCAUUAGCUGCUAAAAUGUUUAGUCCCACUCUUUCCAUUCUCGAUACUGAGAUAUUAGAAAUCGAAAAAAAUAGUACAGCUCUUGAGGCAAAAGAUUAUCUCCUUUAUUUUUACUAUGGAGGAAUGAUUUAUGGUGCAGUAAAGAACUGGGAGAGAAGCCUACACUUCUUUGAAUUGUGUUUAAUUAUCCCUGCCGUAUCAUCAAGCUGUAUUUUGAUUGAAGCUGCAAAAAAAAUCAUAUUAAUCUCCUUGAUAUCACAUGGUAAAUUCAAUACAGUUCCUGAAACGCCAGUUGCAUAUUUCAUGUCUCCAAGACCCUGGAAAUGCUACUGUCAGCCAUAUUUAGAAUUAGCAACAGCAUUCCGGUCUAACAAUCCUGAGGACCUAAAUCACUUUGUUGAUCUUCAUCGAGAAUUAUUUACAGCUGAUUUCAACUUCGGACUUGUUAAACAAGUAGUAAGGUGUUAUGGAAAAUUUCGUAUUCAGAGUCUGACAAAAACUUUUAUGACACUAUCCUUGAUCGAUGUCGCCAUGCGUAUAAAACUAUCCGGUACUCAGGAAGCGGAGAAACAUAUUUUAGAUAUGAUUAGGUCAAAAGCAAUUUUUGCAAACAUUGAUCAGCAAAGUGGGACUGUUCAUUUCCUCGAUGAUCCUGAACAAUAUGACUCGAUUAAUAUGCUUCGAAUUCUUCAGGAAAAAAUAACAGAAUGUGUGGAUUUGGAGAAGCAUUUUAUGCAGUUAACCGAUCUACUAGUGACAAAUCCAAAUUAUGCUAAACGAAUGAUCGAGCUGGAAAGCAAAGUAGCGAAAUCAGCAGGCCAGUAUUGA
This is a messenger RNA of Schistosoma turkestanicum, 1269 nucleotides long. NCBI's taxonomy places the organism in Eukaryota, Metazoa, Platyhelminthes, Trematoda, Strigeidida, Schistosomatidae. The record is from the annotation of a GenBank genome assembly.